Messenger RNA from Prunus armeniaca (apricot), 600 nucleotides. The record is from the annotation of a GenBank genome assembly. NCBI's taxonomy places the organism in Eukaryota, Viridiplantae, Streptophyta, Magnoliopsida, Rosales, Rosaceae.
AUGGCGCAGUGGACUAGUGCUGAGAAGCGAACUUUCCUUCGACAGCGAGUGGAGGCCAGGCUUGCAUCUCUUUUGAUGGAAAGCAAGGAGUAUUCAAAAGCACUAAGUCUCCUAUCAGGCCUGAUCACGGAAGUGAGAAGGCUAGAUGACAAGCUUCUUCUUGUGGACAUAGAUUUGUUGGAGAAACUGUCAGUGUAUCUCAUCGUCUUCUCUCGUCUUCGUCACUUAAACACAAAACUCCGAGAGGAAGCUUUCAUUGCACGCAAAAGGUUUGAUUUGUCUGUAACCAUGGUUUCUCAAGACCAAAGUAAGGACUCUGGCUCGAAAAAAAAUGGAGGUAAGGAGCUUGGAAUGGUAACUCCUCAAGACAAGUCCUUGAAGAAGAUGAAGUUUGUUUCAUCUGUUGAGACAGAACCAGCCAGCAUGACAACAAUUUCUGAGGAUUCAAAGUCAGGUCGAGUUGUUGAGUACAAUAAAAGGGGGAAAGGAUGUGGCCCUGCACAUACUGAGAUGCAGUCUUACAUUGGUGUGUUGGCACGCUCCAGAGUCCCACUUAUGGACAAGAAAUGGGCUGAAAUCCCCAAGGAUAUAAAGGAGUAG